Messenger RNA from Prorocentrum cordatum, 1149 nucleotides. NCBI's taxonomy places the organism in Eukaryota, Dinophyceae, Prorocentrales, Prorocentraceae. The record is from the annotation of a GenBank genome assembly.
GCCUUCCCGAGCCCCCUCAUGUACACGCUCGAUGGAGUCGCUAGCGGCAGGGCAGGCUGCCAUCCUGGCGCCCUCGCCGGCGGCCCCCUCGGCAAGGCCCUCGACGCCGCUCCGGCGCGGGGCCCGUCGGUGCGGCAGGGGCCCCACCGGGCGCUCACCGCUCCGGGCGAUUGGCAGACAGGCCGAGUGGCCGAGAUGGGCACCAGCCACCGGAUGGCCAAGGUGGACGAUUGGGCGAGGUGGCCAGAUGGCCGAGGUGGCCGGACGGCCGAGGCGGGAGCCACCGCGCCCGGCGUCUGGAAGACCGGGCGGGCGGCCGAGGCGGGAGGCGCGCCAGGCGUCUGGGCGGCGGGCCCGGCGGCCGAGGCGCACCCCCGGCGCCAGGGGCGGCCGGUCGGGAGCGCCGCCCCGCGGGCGGGGCCGGGCAGGGCGGGGCGGCAGGCGUUCCGGGCUCCCCCGGGCCUGUCGCGCCCGGCCGCGCCCUGCGGCCCCCCCGCGCCGACGCUCGCGGAGGCCGCCGCCUCGGAGGGCGCCGGCGGCGCGGCCGGGGCAGAGAGGAGCGCAGGGGCCAGAGUCCAGAGGGGGCCGGCCACGAGGCCCGCCGAGAUCAUCUGGUGCGCCGAGAGCACGGGGGAGUGGGCCAGCGAGCUGCGGAAGCACGCCGCCGGCAUCGGGCUGCAGGGAGAGCUCAUGGCAAGGGGUGGGCUCAGCAGCAGCAUCCUGUCCGUGCCCAAGUUCACGCGGUGGAUGUUCAACCAGAUGCGCGGCCCGGAGGUGGUCCCGUGGGUCACUCUGGUGGUCGGUUGGCGCGAGGCGAAGCCCUGCGUCGACGCCGUUGAGGCGGCCGCGACUGGAAGGGACAGCCGCCUGCGGCAGGACUCCUCGCGGAUGCUGCGGGCGGCGACCGGGGACACGGCUGGCGCCGCUCGUGUCCAGGUCGCGGUCUCCACAGUGAUCAUUGCGGCGCACGACGCCCGGCAGAAGGCGAGAGCGGACAGGCUCGUCGCAGCCCGCAGCGGCGCGGGCGCGGCGCCGAAGUCGGACCCGAAGAUCCUCGUGGCGCUCGGCGCCGACGAGCUCCGGGCUCUGCUUGCGGCCGCCGUGAGGCCCGCGGCGGGCGACGGGCCCGCCGAGGCCUCGCUGGCCAGG